Molecule: messenger RNA, 1409 nt
Organism: Suillus discolor
Lineage: Eukaryota; Fungi; Basidiomycota; Agaricomycetes; Boletales; Suillaceae
Exons: 5
Coding region: 70-1146 (358 amino acids)
Biological process (GO): protein phosphorylation
Molecular function (GO): ATP binding; protein kinase activity
Source: RefSeq, a predicted model, not a curated record
GGGGUCCGAAUUGCGUACUUGCUUUGACCAUAUUCUUCUGUUUGAAUUGAUACAGACAGUUUUCUGAGGAUGGCCUUGACCUCCGCUGCUCAUUCUCAUCUUUCUGAAUUUGAGAUUUGGUGGAGGGACCACUAUGACUUCCUCAAAGACAAGGGCUACAAGCUACGAAGCCGCUACAGUCCAGACUGGGUGCCCUCUUGGACGAACACCAAGAAGGUUGGCAUAGAAUGUGAGGAUGGAAUCAAGCCACGACACCGUUCUUUGCUAGAUGCACGGCGCACUCAAGACGGCGCUCGCGUAUCACUCAAGCGUAUAGACGUAUCGCGACACCCUUAUGAAAUAGAAAUUGGUCGCCAUUUCUGUAACGCUCCUCUUAGCGAAGAUCCAGCCAACCAUUGCGUGCCAAUAUACGAUGUUUUGGAGGUGCCCGAUGGCAAUAAUCUUGCGAUAAUUGUCAUGCCGUUACUUCGAAAAGUUACGGAUCCCUGUUUUGACACGGUCGGGGAAGUGGUAGACUGCAUUCACCAGCUCUUGGAGGGGCUGCGCUUCAUGCACAGACAUCACGUCGCUCACCGGGACUGCAUGCAGCUGAACAUACUGAUGGACGGCAGGAUGUUCAUAGACGCAUGGCAUCCAAGCGACCAAUAUAUGUCCGAGGACUUCAAACGUCCGGCUAGGCAUCGCACACGCACACAGUCUCCGCCACGAUAUUACUACAUCGACUUUGGCAUUUCCCGCAAAUAUGAUGCAUCCAAUACCAAUCCACUAGAAAUCCCCAUAUAUGGUGGAGAUAAAGGAGUGCCAGAGUUCGCGGAAGCCUACACCAAACCUUGGAACCCUUUCCCAACUGAUGUUUGGUAUCUUGGGCACGCUAUCCAAGAAACAUUUCUCGACUGCUACUUAGGUGUGGAUUUUUUGCGCGGUUUGGUAACGGAUAUGAUGCACUCGGAUCCAACGCAACGUCCGAACAUGGACGAUGUUUUUUCUCGGUUCCAGGUUCUGCGUCAGGGUCUCAGUAAUUGGAAAUUACGUUCGCGGGUGGCUCAUGAUGACGAGAGGUCUCUUUUUGAUUUGCUGGCCCACUGGGCCCGUCGCAUCCAAUACAUAGUACGUAGGAUUCCCCCAACGCAUACCUCGCCGUCAUAGAGCGGACUUCUUUGUAACUAAUCUCCUACCAUGCACUGUGGAAUGCAGCGACAGGACAGCCGUUGGGUGAGCCCUUGGAGGGGCACACUCACGCGGUCCAAUCAGUCGCGUCUGGUUCAUAGGAUAACACUGUGUGGGUGUGGAAUGCAGCGACGGGACAGCUAUUGGGUGAGCCCUUGAAGUGGCACAGUAGCUCAGUUUUGUCAGUCUUGUUCUCGCCAGAUGGUGCUCGCAUCGCGUCUGGUUCAUGGGAUAACACUGUG